Pedinophyceae sp. YPF-701 is the source of this 753-nucleotide messenger RNA. The record is from the annotation of a GenBank genome assembly. NCBI's taxonomy places the organism in Eukaryota, Viridiplantae, Chlorophyta, Pedinophyceae.
AUGUCCUGCGCGUGCGUCGCGCACCGACCGCCGCCCUCCCAGCAGGCCGCUCGGACGCGCGACCUCCGCCGGCGCCCGUCCGGGGCCGUCCUUCGGCACCCUCCUGCGCCGCACGCAGCGCAACGGACGUCGCCGGCGCGCGGCGCACCGGCCCGCGCACAGGCGCCCGGCGCCGGCGGCGCGGCGCGAGAGGUCGUCUACCUGCGCAACUUCCUCCCGCGUCAGGAGUUCGAGGCGGUCUGCGCGGAGGUCGCGAGCCUGGCCGCGCGUUCGCUGAAGCCCGAGCGCAACUCGAUCGCGGAGGGCCGGCGCGGGUGCUACCUGCCGCCCGACAGCCCCGCGGUGCGCGCGCUGCUGUCGCCCGACGCGAUCGCGCGCAUCGCCCGCAAGCUUGGCGUCCCGCGCGGCGUCCGGCUGCGCCCGAGCGCGUUCCCCGCGGAGGUGCGGCGGUACCCUGUGGGCGCGCAGAUGCAGUGGCACGUGGACGAGCUGAUGUACGAGGAGCCGCAGGUGGAGCUCGUGCUGACGGUGGCGAACUCGAGCGACAGCCUGACGGAGUGGCGGGAGCCCGACGGGGCCGUCGAGAGCCACCGCACGGAGCCGAACAGCGUGCUGGCGCUGGUGGCGGGCGGCGCGAGCCACCGCGUGACGCCGGUGCGGCGCGGCGACCGGACGAUCAUCAAGACGGUGCUCACGUCGACCGACCGCACGCUGCCCGCGUUCGAACAGAACCUCGGCCGCGCCAACUACUAG